Messenger RNA from Triplophysa dalaica, 1255 nucleotides. It is a transcript of the gene cdca5, whose product is annotated as cell division cycle associated 5. The transcript is spliced from 6 exons. Lineage: Eukaryota; Metazoa; Chordata; Actinopteri; Cypriniformes; Nemacheilidae. The record is from RefSeq and is a predicted model, not a curated record. The coding region runs from base 251 to 1033 and encodes 260 amino acids.
UUUAAAUCUCUGAUAUAAAAGUCUUGUACCGUUGUGGCUGGUAUGGCUCCACCCCUUACGCACGCCACGCCAGUCAUGUUUUCUGCGCUUUCUACAUGGAAAGGCGGGCGAAUUUGAAAGCAGCGCAGAUUCGUGUGUUUCAAUAAGACGGAAUAAUUUGUCUUACUUUUGACAUUAUCCUAUUUAAUACUGUGAAAUCUCACUGGCUAGCAGGAAUCUGGUACUCUCUGGAACUGUAACUUGUUGCAAAAUGAGCAACAAAACCCCACGAUUAACGUCCCGAAAAAGCAGCGAUCCUAUCAGAAAGUCCAACGGAGGGAGUCCCCCUAGAAGACGGUCUUCCAGGUUGUCAGCAAAUGACGAAAACCUCCCCUCAAAAGUUUUGGCCCCACCAGUGGCUGUUAAACGGUCAAUCACUGUUAGGAAAAUUGCACCCAGAAAAACACAGGCACCAUCUGACAGUAACAAGGAAAAUGUGGAAAGGUUGUCAGAAGUUUUAACGAAGACGUCCAAAACAUUUACAUCAUCCCCAAAUACAUCAGCUGCACCCAAGACAGCAAUCCUCUCUCCUGUACUGCCCCCUUCAUCUCCAUCAUCCCAGCCUAGAGAAUCCGCGGAGGACCUUGUUUGGUCCAAGAAGGUUCGCCGUUCGUACACUCGCCUGAGUGUGGGGGACAAGUCAUUUGAAAGCCCCAAAUCCCAGCCUGCCUCAUCCUCCUCUCCCAACAGCCGGCAGACCAUGUUUGGAUUCGAAAGGCUUCAGACGCCAGAGGUUAUUCGUAAAACAGAAGGGUCUAGAUCAGCACUUCAGGGCUCCAUGUCAUUAAUUGUGGGUUCUUUUAACAUCUCUGCGGCUGAUGAUAGCGCUACCAACCCUUCUGAAGUAGACCUAAACAUCCCUGGUGUCUGUCUGGUGAAGAAGACGAGGCGAAAGCGAGUCCAACAGAUAAAGAUGUCAGAGUUGGAUCAUCUUGCUGCAAAGAUGAAUGCUGAGUUUGACGAGGCUGAGAAUUUUGAACUUGUUGUGGAAUAACAAGUGAGAAGCUACAUUCAUUCAGGACUUUUUAACAUCUUACUUGAGAACAUAUAUUGCUUAAUUAUUGUUCAGUACUCCUGAUUCUCCCUGUCUUGAUUAAAUAAUCAAAAACCAGUAUAAUGAGAACGUUUUGUGAGAUCAAACAGAUCUAUAUUUGUUGUUCUUGUACUAUAUAAGGUCAUUUUUCAAUGCUACAACCAGAAAUAAAAUAUAACGGAA